Molecule: messenger RNA, 3405 nt
Organism: Pieris macdunnoughi
Lineage: Eukaryota; Metazoa; Arthropoda; Insecta; Lepidoptera; Pieridae
Source: the annotation of a GenBank genome assembly
AUGGAAGUGUUUAGGUCCGAAACAUAUUACAUAUUUGUUAGAAAUGAAUCUAGUCUCUGGUGGAAUCGGGUAACUGGUGCGUUUUCCGUCCGUUCAGCAUGGGAUCUUUCUGAUAUAGAAGAUAUAGAAUGCUUAGGUAUAACAGAGGGCAUCAUAGGAAAAGUAGAACAUUCCAAUGUUUAUGAACCACGUCUUAUGAUUAUAAAAGAAUCUGUACCAGUUGGCCAAAUUUAUUUCCACCAUACUAUUUAUAAAAUUAAAUCGAUAUGUUUUCUGAACAUGGGUAUGACAAAUCAAGAGCUAGAACUAUGUCCAUGCACAAAACAUGGUUCAUCAUCAUCUGUAAAUUCAAAUAGAUCCAGUAACAGAAAAAUGGGUGCAAGAUUAUUUGAAAAUUCUGCAUUUUUGAAUAAAACUGUUGGUGCAGUAAAAAAUGUUAGCAAUACAAUUAAAACAACUACUCAACAAGCUGCUACUCAGGUAAAGCAAACUGUGAAAAAACAGAGAGAUGUGAAAUUGGAUGACAAAUUUGAGAAAAGGCUCACAGAUGAACUACAUAAGAUAUUUGAUGAUUCUGACAGUUUCUAUUAUUGUAGAACAUUAGAUUUGACAAACAGUCUACAAAGACAAUAUGAGAUAGAGAAAAUGCUCGAAACAGAGGAAAAUGUGUGCAAACCUGUCACGGAUUUAACUAGAUGGUGGAAGUAUGUUGAUGAUAGAUUCUUUUGGAAUAAAUAUAUGUUGAAGGAUAUUAUAGCAUUGGAGAGCCCUGCCUGUGAUGAAUGGGUGCUACCAAUAAUUCAAGGAUACAUACAUCUAUCCCAAAUAGCCUGUGAGCCGCCAGACGUUAAUCCACUGAAUACAGAAACCCUCUCUAGUAAUAACACAUCAGAUGAUACUUUCACCCUUGGACUUAUAUCCAGAAGAUCUAGAUAUCAGGCUGGAACCAGAUACAAUCGUAGAGGGAUAGAGUCAAGUGGUAAAGUAGCCAAUUAUGUGGAGACAGAGCAAAUUGUGUCACUUGUUUGCUCUGACAGCAUACACCGAGCUUCAUUUGUACAGGUCCGCGGAUCUGUGCCAAUAUUCUGGAGUCAGCCAGAAUACAAGUUCAGGCCUCCCCCUCGGCUUGAUAGAACGGAAGAAGAGUCACACCAAGCCUUUAAGAAACACUUCGAAGAGGAACUAAAUAUUUACAAGCAAGUGUGUAUCGUGAACCUGGUGGAACAGCAAGGCAGAGAGAAGAUAAUAUGGGAGGCGUAUGGAAACCACGUGUUAAAAUAUAAUAGCCCCGAUAUUAUUUACGCUACAUUUGAUUUUCAUGAAUAUUGUCGCGGUAUGCACUAUGAAAACGUCAGUAUACUGAUUAAUGCGAUCGCAGACAUCAUAGAUGAGAUGCGAUUCUGUUGGCGCGACGACCGCGGCCUCAUUUGCGGCCAAAAUGGCGUCUUUCGUGUGAAUUGCAUCGAUUGUCUCGAUCGCACUAACGUUGUACAGACUGCAAUUGCUAAGCUGGUGUUAGAGCUUCAGCUACGUCGACUUGGCUUGGGAGGCGGUGGUCUCCCGCCCGCCCUACGACAGGCCUUCUUAUCUAUGUGGGCAGACAGCGGUGAUGUUAUCUCACGGCAAUACGCUGGGACUAAGGCUCUUAAGGGAGAUUACACUCGAACGGGCGAGAGAAAGCUUACGGGUAUGAUGAAAGAUGGCGUUGCUUCAGCAAAUAGAUACUACUUGUCAACGUUCAAAGACGCGUUGCGUCAAGUGGCAAUAGAUGUGAUGACGGGGGAGUCCCGCUCGAUUCCCGAACAACUGAUUGUGCCCUGUAAUAAGUGCACUAGUACCGGCAUCAAGCUUGAUGUGUUUAAUUUGGAACAACCAGGUCCUAGUACAGAAGCGAUGGCCCAGCACGUGAAGUCACUGAUUGACGAUUGCAAGAAACUUCUCGUCGAUACGGAACCGGUUUUGGGCUCGUGGGGGCUUAUUGAUGCUGAUCCCCAUACGGGUGAUCCCCAUGAGACAGAGAUGGAUAGUGUGUUGGUACUGACGAGCGAGGCGUAUUACGUCACUGAUUACGAUGAGACGUCAGACCGGCUGCUAUCCGUACAGAGGGUUGCAUUGGGUGACGUCACGGCUGUGGAACUGGGCACACUGGACACAAAUUCUACGAUAUUUAGCGUAGGCCGCAAGAGUACCACCGAGCCGGUCCACUGUAUUCGUAUUAAUUACGUGUAUAAUACGGAAGCCGGCUAUUUUCACAUGUUCCGAUCGACAACAUUACGAUUCUUCAAUAAUAUGGCUGUCGUUAUCAACACUAAGGAUGAAAUGAUAGAAUCGCUACACUCGAUAUGUGAGUCCAUAAUGGUAGCUCGCGACAUCGCUAAAUUGCCUCCAAUAACCUUCUACGAUGGCAUCAAAUUGGAAAGGAGAAAAUCAAAGGUUCAUCCAAGUCAAGGUGGUGUAGGGCGGUCUUCUCUUUACGUUGAUCUGUCCCGGCUUCCCACUCUCACGAGAAAUGUAAGCGAGACGCAGCUGGUCGCCGAUAUACGGAGUGUUGGCUCAAAAGCUCUUACAAACAUGACGGAGCAAUUCAGUAAACUUAACAAAUUAAGUCAUACGCUCAACGCUAGAGCGCGCCCCAGUCUACAACUUAAAUUCGACCAAAGUGCCGCGAGGACACGAAAAAUGUUCACAUUAGGAAACAAAACGGAUAACAAGAAAAAAGGCAGCCUCUCAGACGGAAUGAGCUCGGACUACUCAAGCGAUGACGAAAAUAGAACAAAUAUCUUCGAGCCGACCUUGGACAACUUCGAAAACAUGCAACAUUACAUAGGAGAUCAGCAGAAAAAGGAUGACGAUUGUGAAUUAAUCGAAAAUCCACUUUACUCCUCCAAAAUUGAACCACACGAAGAACCAUCUUCCUCCAUUCCAACGGAAAAGCGAGCAUCAACUCCACAGACACAGAAAACGAACCCCUUCGAUUUAGAAUCGACUCCACAAAUUCAUAUCGACUCGGACUUCAAAGCACUUCCGCCGAACUCUUUGUUGCUAUCCCAGAAAUUGUCGCAAAGCUCAAGUCACAUUUUCGACGAUUCUACACCCGAGGGUGUCAAUUAUCACGUGAGGUCCAACUCGCAGCAUGAGAUAACGCUGAAUAUUGCUACAUCUCAUAGUGAGAGCGCGUUACGGCAGUUCAGGAAUAUCGCCAGUCCGGUGUCGAGUGCUCGGGAUAUGGUUCUAUCGCCGCUGUCAAAGUUAGCCAAAGGGGUUCAGACUCUCGGCGCCAACUUGGACCCAAGGAAAAUUAAGGGUACAGCAGCAGUGAAACACAUAAGUGAAGCACAAUAUGAGGAACAUAAGAAAUUGCAAGAGAAAUGGCAAGGCUGUAGCACUCGGCUUGUUGCUCUCUAA